Messenger RNA from Rattus norvegicus (Norway rat), 4770 nucleotides. It is a transcript of the gene Elmod2, whose product is annotated as ELMO domain containing 2. The record is from RefSeq and is marked provisional. Lineage: Eukaryota; Metazoa; Chordata; Mammalia; Rodentia; Muridae.
GGAGCGCUCCGCGUAGAGCGUCGUUUCCGUUGCCGGUGUUUGCAGCUGGGGGAAACCGAGGCAGUGCCAGCUUCCCCCUAGUUCUUCCGCUUCUGUGAGGAAAACAUGUUCCUUUCUUUGUGGGAGUUUUUCUAUGGACACUUUUUCCGAUUUUGGAUGAAAUGGGUUUUACGACAAAUGACUGGAAAGUGUGAAUUGCAGCGAAUUUUUGACACCUAUGGAGGUGCACAGAGGACCUACAGAAUAGAAAAUUCCUUGACAUAUUCCAAGAGUAAGGUCCUACAGAAUGCAACACGAGUUGCCGAGAGCGACCUGGACAGGUGCAUAGUGGACAUCAUGAAGGAAAAGAAGAUCUGCCCCGAGAAGGACAGCAGUUUUCAAAUCUGCAUGAGGACAUGCUUACUGCAGAUCACUGGCUAUAGACAGCUCUACCAUGACGUAGAAAAUGUGAGGAAAAAGCCCUACGAUUCUGCCAAUGCACAGCAUGAGAAGCUGCUCCUCAAGCUUUGGAGUCUUCUGAUGCCAACGAAAAAGUUGAAGGCCCGGAUCUCCAAGCAGUGGGCAGACAUUGGUUUCCAAGGCGAUGAUCCCAAAACAGACUUCAGAGGCAUGGGCAUACUCGGACUGAUCAAUCUUGUGUAUUUCAGCGAGAACUACACCAGCGAAGCACAUCAGAUCCUCUCCCGCUCAAAUCACCCCAAGUUAGGGUAUUCUUAUGCAAUAGUUGGGAUCAAUCUCACCGAGAUGGCUUACAGCUUAUUGAAGAGCGAGGCGCUGAAGCUUCAUCUCUACAACUUCGUCCCUGGGGUACCCACAAUGGAGCACUUUCACCAGUUCUACUGUUACCUUGUCUAUGAAUUUGACAAGUUUUGGCUUGAAGAAGAGCCAGAAAGCAUUAUGUACUUCAACUUGUACAGAGAGAAGUUUCACGAGAGGAUCAAAGGACUCUUGAUGGAUUGCAAUGCUGUGCUCACUCUGAAAACAUGAACACCACUUAUCUUCUCUUUCUACCACCUUUUGCACACAAAACAGAAUUUAUAUGUUAUUAUAGAAAUUAUCUGAUUAACUACACUCAUAUAAUUUCCUACAAAAAUACUUCAGAAACUCUAUUUAAGGAAGCUAGAGGACAAUCAGUGUGUGUUUACAUUCGUUUAUACCCUGUUCUCCAAAGAGCCACACCGUCCAGAGCCACGCCAACUACAGUUUGGAGCUUGGGUCUAGCCUCUUAGUUUCAAAAGUAUAAAUCAGGUAUAUUUAUAUUUAGCCAACUGAUCAAAAUGUGCACAAGUCUGUUCUCAUUUUGUGUGCUGUGCUCCCGUGCUGGUGUCAUUUAAGACCUCUGCAGGGUCCCUGUUCACUCUGGAAGUGGCUUCUGAAUGCUCUUGGUCUUUUAUCUCUAGGCAAAUCAGCACGGGGUAUCGUCUGAGGCUUUCUUUGUGUCUCUAGCUCUUGUCAAGAAGUCCUAUCCUUAGAGCAGAGAGAGCGAGGCUCUGUCAGGGAGGGUGAACAAUCAUGGCGUCCUUUGAUUUCUCCGGUGCCUGACUAGCAGAAAUGAGAGGAUGGCGGUGCUGGUGACUAGCAGCUUCUGUAGAAGUAGCCCACGUUGGAGGUCUUAUUUUAAGGACUCUAGGCAUUUACUCCAGUCCAGUAUUUUCUUUUAUCAGCUGUAGAAGGAACCUUCCUCAGAGCCCCACUGGAGGCCUGUGUGUUUAGAAAGGAGGUGCCUCUGCUGGGAAAAUCUUGAUUGCAUUUGAAACAUAGCUUCUUUUUCGAUUAAACUCUCUUUGAAACACAAGAAGAAAACUUAGAGCUUUUUAGACAUCUGUUCCCGAUCAUUGGUGUAUUUGACUUGCUGUUCUCUUUUGCUUACCCUUGCUUUGCCUCUGGUGUUUCUGGCUGAUGUUGUAGGGACCGGGUUAGCAGCCUGUGGGGUGCUACCAUAGCCCGGAUCAUGACUGUGCAUUUUUGUAUAGCUUUAUUCUCCAAAAUCUCAGGAGGGCAGCAAGUACUGUGGAGGGUUAUACGUGAGGAGAUUCUGAUGGGGCGGUACCCUCUUGGCAUGUGUUAAGAGAUUUAUUCCCAGAGCCAAACUAAAAGAGCUUAAAGACUGGAUGAGAAACACUGCUGAGUUCCGUGGAAACCAGUUUAUGACAUCAUAGUUUAACCUAAUACAUGGUGAUGUUUUGCACAUCUUUUAAUAUCAGGUAUGUAAUGACUAGCUUGUGUGAUAGAGGGAAGUUUGCUGCUUUCCCACAAUUGUUCGUGUCUUCUGACAAGCCUGUCUUCACACUUGUCAGAGAGUGAGAGAGCGAGGGAGCACGGGACGGGUGUCCUUAGGAGAGCCACAGCUGUUGUGUUGUGUAGGCUGCAUUGCAGAGCAUGGGUUCAAACUGUUUCCUUAAGGAAUAUGAAACUUUAUUUUUAAGUAGGUUUGCUUUAUAAUACUAGAAAGGAUUUAACUUUUCAGUAUUAUAGGAAUUUAAUAAUUGAUUUCUUAUAGGGGAUUUGUCAACCCUGGUAACAUAAUUUCAUUUUUAAAAAAUCUUGUCGUCCAGGGUUUAUGAUAUAUUGUGUCGCCAGACCCUAACAAGGAGCACAUGUUUACCGUUAUUGUUCACUGUAUUAUAGUGUGAAGUCUUCCAUGGACAGCAGCUGUAUUUGUCUGUAACUUUUGUGCUAAAAGUACUUGUGCAUGUAUGUUAAUCUUUCAGCAGCCAGAUCUUGGACUGAUUUAACUCUUUAUCAGCAUAUGUAAUAAAACGACUACUUGAAGUAUGAAAGAGGAAAUAAUAAUUAAUAAUAAUAAGUAAUUAUUUCCUGACAGAAAAUAACUCUAUAAUGAUGUGAAGAACAUAUUAUCAUAGUUAGGUUAAUGUCACAGUCUUUAAAUCCUCCUUUGUACAUUACAGAUAUUGUUUGUUUGGUUUUUUUUUUGUUAGAAUUAUCAUUAGCCAUUUCAUAUAAUUAUAUAGUGAACUGAUCUGUAAGCCAAUUCCAGCUUCAAAGUUCUGCUAUUCUGGAAGCUUGACUGUCACUAGUUGUACACGAGAAUUUAACAGGAAGCCCCAGACUGAUGGGCUAGGUGUAUGCAGGAAAGGAACAGCACAGUCAGUUCCCCUUACUUGCAGCAGACAUCAGAACUUCAUGCAGUUUUAAAGCCCAUGUUUAGAUGCUCACCUGUGUCUAGAACUAUUAAAAUUACAAUGUAGCAAAUUGGUAGUAAUGGCAUUGAGUAGCAAGAAAGUUAUGUUACUUUUAGAUUAAAUAAAAUAGAAUCAAUGUGGAGAUGAAUUCUUGUAUAUGUGAAGGUGAAGAAAUUUUACCGGUGACAAGAGUAGCAUAAAAUAUAUAAACACAACAUUUAGCAGUUCAAAUGCUCUGAAAGACAAUCUUUUUAAAAAUGGGAGACACUUAGUUAUCUCACAGAACCUAGACCAGGCUCUUUGUAAAUAAAUGUAACAGUACAGCUAGGUAUAAAAAUGAUUUUAAACUGGCACCGUUUACAGUUCAAAAAUCAAAUUUUUUUUCUUAAAAAUUUCUAUCCUGUUUUUUCCUUCUAUUGUAGAGCUACUAGGAUUUGUAUUAUUUUUCUAUGAAAAUGUAUGCAAAAAAAAGACUAAAGAGUCUUCCCUCAGUGUUGGCUAUCAUAUCAUUCUGUCCAUUGAGAAUAUUCAGUGAAAGGGAUUUUGAUUAAAAGUUUUGCUCAAAGAAAAACGAUUACUUGGGUGUGAAAAGCAGCUCUUCGUUUCUGCAGCAGAAGGGUAUCAGCCAAAUAAAAGAUGGAGUUUGCCCGGGAGGGUGGGAGUUUAUUCUUGUGCUCAUAACUGGGGACCAGCAGCUGCGUCCUCAGAAUAGGUGCUCUACUCUAACCCAGGAAGGGCGGUGCUUCUGGGGAGGCUUUGUCAUGUUCACAUGUGAGUAGCCUCUCCACACAAGCAGCUGUUAAAUGAAGAUGAGGGGACUUGUUAACACUCUGAGGAAAAUCAUGAUGUGUAUUUUUGGUUUUUUCUGUCUCCAGUUUUUUGAUGAGAUAAAAUUUUUAAAUGUAAUGUAGGUAGGACCCAACGACCACAUUGACUUUGGUAGGGUAGUUCUGUGUUUUGUUAAAGUACUGACCAAUAUUUAAGCUGUAGUGUUCCCUGGAGGGAAAGUACCCGUUGGUAACUUUGUCUAUUUUGCAUCAAGCAUUUGAGUUUCAUGUAAAAGCAGUAGUGUGAAAUGUGAUGUCCUUUUGUUUGUAAUGUUAAGUGAGAGAAUAAAAUCACAGCUGAAACUGUUGUAAGCCUUUCCAUGGAUGCUUGGGCUGCCGUUGUGUCCUCCACCCCUAUUUAAGUCAUUUGAAUUCUGGAAACAAUACUUAAAUUACAGGUAAGUUGUGAGACUCUUUUUUUUUUUUUAAUUUUUAUUUAUCUAAUGUAUAUUACAGAUGGUUGUGAGCCACCAUGUGGUUGCUGGGAUUUGAACUCAGAACCUCUGGAAGAGCAAUCAGUACUCUUAACCACUGAGCCAUCUCUCCAGAUCCCAAGUUGUGAGACUCUUAAGUCACCUUGUAAUUGUAUAAGGUGUUACUGACUGAGAGUAAGUGGCUCUGAGACCAAAAGUAUACUUCGUUUUACAAGAAGCCACCAUUUCACCUGAACUCACCGCAUUCCACCCAGUUUUCACCAAGGGUAGAAGUGAUUCAUGCUGCUCAUCAUUUUCUUACACUGUCCUCGUUCUAUUUACAUACUAAUACUCGAUUUUUUCAGUUUCGUGGCAUUCCAGUGUGUG